Molecule: messenger RNA, 1701 nt
Organism: Equus quagga
Lineage: Eukaryota; Metazoa; Chordata; Mammalia; Perissodactyla; Equidae
Gene: INSM2
Product: INSM transcriptional repressor 2
Exons: 1
Coding region: 1-1701 (566 amino acids)
Biological process (GO): neuron differentiation; negative regulation of transcription by RNA polymerase II; regulation of cell cycle process
Cellular component (GO): transcription repressor complex; nucleus
Molecular function (GO): DNA-binding transcription repressor activity, RNA polymerase II-specific; RNA polymerase II cis-regulatory region sequence-specific DNA binding
Source: RefSeq, a predicted model, not a curated record
AUGCCGAGGGGCUUCCUGGUAAAGCGGACUAAACGGACGAGCGGCUCGUACCGAGCGCGCCUAGCCGAGCGGGCCUUCCCCCUGCUGGGGCCCCAGGGGGCGCCGCCCUUCCCCGAGGAGGCUGCCCGUGCGCCCCAGCCCGGGGCAGAGCGGGCGGCGCCCCUGACCCUGGAGGAGCCCGGGACGGGGCUGCAGGAGGAGGCGGCCCGCCAGCUGUCGGGGUCGCCCUGUCGGGCCGCUGGGGUGAGCGCGGAGGAGGGCAUGCGGGAAGGCGCGGAGCGCAGGGCGGAUGGCAGGGAGGGCCCCGGGCCCGGGCCCGGGCCCAGCCCCAGCCUCGCGAAGCCGGCGGGCGCGGAGCUGCGCCGGGCGUUUCUGGAGCGCUGCCUCAGCUCGCCCGUCUCCGCCGAGUCCUUCCCCGCGGGCGCCGCCGCCGUGGCCGCUUUCUCCUGCUCGGUGGCGCCAGCAGCCGCGCCGACCUCGGGGGAUCCGUUCCUGCUGCCGCUCCGGGCACCGUUCCCAGAGCCCGCGCUCCAUCCGGACCCCGCGCCCCCCUCGGCCACCCUGCACGGCCUGAAGCGGGCCGCCGGCGGCGAGCGCCGCGCCAAGGCACCUCCGGGCUGCGCGUCCGGACCCGCGGCCGCCGGAGUCAAGAAGCCAAAGGCCAUGAGGAAGUUGAGCUUCGCCGAUGAAGUGACCACGUCCCCUGUCCUGGGCCUGAAGAUCAAGGAGGAGGAGCCCGCGGCGCUGUCCCGGGGCCCCGGGGGCAGCCGCACGCCGCUGGGGGAGUUCAUCUGCCAGCUGUGCAAGGAGCAGUACGCGGACCCAUUCGCGCUGGCCCAGCACCGCUGCUCCCGCAUCGUGCGUGUCGAGUACCGCUGCCCCGAGUGCGACAAGGUCUUCAGCUGCCCCGCGAACCUCGCCUCCCAUCGCCGCUGGCACAAGCCGCGUCCUGCAGCUGCAAAUGCAGCCACAGUGUCCUCCGCCGACGGGAAGCCGCCUCCUCCGUCAUCCUCGUCCUCUCCGGACUCCGGGACCAUUGCAUCUUUCCUGGCGGAGGGGAAGGAGAACAGCCGGGCCCAGCGAACUGCGGAUCAGCACCUGCAGGCCAGGGACAGCUCCGGGGCGGAGCAGCACCAGGACAGCGCCCCACACCAGGGCCUCCAGGUGGUGUCCCACUCCGAGCCACCGCGGCCUCAGCUUCCUUACUCGGAAGCGGUGUUGGGGCGCCGGGUGCCUGGGCCGGGCAGUGCCGGUGGUGUCGGGGGACCCGAAAUCUUCGUGUGCCCAUACUGCCACAAAAAGUUCCGUCGCCAAGCCUAUCUGCGCAAGCACCUGGGCACUCACGAGGCGGGCUCAGCCCGCGCGCUCGCCCCGGGCUUUGGCGCUGAGCGCGGCGCCCCGCUCGCCUUCGCUUGCCCGCUGUGCGGGGCGCACUUCCCGUCCGCGGACAUCAGGGACAAGCACCGGCUGUGGCACGCGGUCCGCGAGGAGCUGCUCCUGCCCGCCCUGGCUGGGGCGGCUCCCGAAGCGCCGAGCCCAGGCGGCGCAUCCGACGGGAGUGCUCAGCAAAUUUUCUCGUGCAAGCACUGCCCGUCCACUUUUUUCAGCUCCCCGGGGCUGACCCGGCACAUCAAUAAGUGCCACCCCUCAGAAAGCCGGCAGGUACUGCUGCUGCAGAUGCCUCUGCGGCCGGGCUGUUGA